Molecule: messenger RNA, 1818 nt
Organism: Effrenium voratum
Lineage: Eukaryota; Dinophyceae; Suessiales; Symbiodiniaceae
Source: the annotation of a GenBank genome assembly
AUGCUCAUUUUUGACUUCUACUCGAAGCUUGAUGUUUUGGAUGCCCGCUUGCGGCAGUUCUCUUUGACGAACGCAACCUGCACAUGCUGCAGCACAGGCCACACUGACCGAGAAGGCAAGGUUAUCCACUGCGACCGAAAGAUCAUUAUUCAGUGCCUGUGCCAGUGGUUUGGGUCAGAGGCAGCCUCUGAGGCCAAUAUCUCCUCAACAGUGGCUGAUUCAUUGAGAGACAAGUUGAGCAGGUUUCCCUUUCAGUACUGGAUGUUUCUCUCCUUUACAGUUCCCCUCGUCUGGGCUUUCAUGGACCAACUGGCAGCACGCAUCCGGGAUGAAGCCUGGGAAGAGGCAGGAGCGCUUUGCUUCGACAUCCUUUCGAGAUUUUUCAACGUGCUGCCGGCGGUCUUCGCCUUUACGGUCACCAUGGUGCACGCAGUGCAGCGCGUCCGUUGCAGCAGAAAGGCACCGCUCAGGUGGCUUUGCCGCGCUGCAGUCGCUUUGCUCCACCUGCUGCCGCCCUUGGGAUCUCAGCUUUGCAACACACUUCUUGAAAAUCGAUUGCAGAGCGAGGCGCUGUUCUUCGCCCUGACCAUCAUUCCUGCCUUGGCCGCUUGGCGCCUUUGUGGGCGCGAGGCAAAGGGCGCCAAAGCCUUGCCACAGCACCAGCAGCAGCCCCGCGCUCGGCCACGUUGGGGGACCUUUGGACGGACUGCGCCGAUGCUGCUGCGAAUGCAAUGGCUCCUGGGGAAGGCGCAGGAGCUGAAGGAGGCGUCGCCCAGCUUCGUGGUGGCUGGCAGAAGGGUGCAGCAGCGCAAGCUGCUGGCGGACGGGGGCUUCGCCUAUGUCUUCGCGGGUUUGGAUGCCGACACCGGGGAGCGCCUGGCCAUUCGCCGGGUGCUUCUGCAAGACAAGGAGGCCCUGGCCAAGGCCAAGGUGGAGAUCGAGCUGCUGAGCGGCCUCUGCGACCAUCCCCACGUGGUGCGCUUCCAGGGCGCGGAGAUCUUCCAACGAGGAGCGGGGGCUGAAGCCGUCUACAUCUUCGAGCUGUGCCCGAACGGCACGCUGCUGGCGCACAUCGAGGCCCACAAGGACCAAGCGAAGGCCCAGGGCCGGGAGCUGCUGCCGUAUUGCUGCCCCUGCCUCGAGGAGAAAGACAUCCUCGACGUCUUAGGAGCAACAGCACAGGCACUCGCCUAUCUCACCCGGCUGGGAAUGAUUCACUAUGACGUGAAGAGCGAGAACCUGCUGCUGGGCAACGACGGGCUGUGGAAGCUGGGAGACUUCGGUUCUGCCUCAGAGCACAGCUUUGACCUAGAGAAGGCAGAGAAGAAGGCGCUGCUGGAGGCCCAGGAGUUCAUCCACGGGCGCUGCACGCCCAUGUACCGCGCACCCGAACUAGCUGACGUGUAUCUUCGCUGGAAGAUUGGCCCGAAGGUAGACAUCUUUGCGCUAGGCUGCAUCAUUUUCGCUACCAUGACAGGACAGCACCCAUUCCCCAUGGAGUCCACGUGUGGGAACAUCACUGCGAGCUACCGACUCCCGCCGGAGGCGACAGAGUGCUACUCUUCAGUUCUGCUGGGCUGGCUGCGGGGCCUGCUGGCCCGGCUGCCCGCGGAGCGGCCCUCGGCGGUGCGCCUCGCGGCGGAGGUGGAGCGCUUCAAGCUCGGCGAGCCGCCGGCGCCAGCCCCGGCCCCGGCGACGUCGUCAGCCCGGCCGACGAAGGCGGCGCCGGCGCAGACGAUGGCCGCGCCCGAUGCGUCACCGUGGCAAGCCGACUUUGCCACCUUCUCGCCCGUGCAGGACUCGGUGAAUGGCGAGUGA